AUGGCAUCCUUUUUCCGCUGGUACAAUGGAAGGCUCGCAGCCCGUCCGUUUCUCACGCAGGGCGUGACGACCGCCGUCCUGUUUGCGACUGGCGACAUCACCGCCCAGCAGCUCGUCGAGAAAAGGGGCAUCAAGGGCCACGACACCUCGCGAACCAGCCGCAUGGCGCUCUAUGGUGGAUGCGUCUUUGGCCCUGUUGCUACGACCUGGCUGGGCUUCCUGGCCCGUCGCGUCCGCCUCAGGAAUGCCCGGGUCGAGACCCUGGCGCGCGUGGCGGCUGACCAGCUGCUGUUUGCUCCCGUCAUGAUCGGAGUCUUCCUCAGCAGCAUGGCCACCAUGGAGGGCAAGAGCCCCAAGGAGCGCCUUGACCAGACCUGGUGGCCUGCGCUCAAGGCCAACUGGGUGCUGUGGCCGGCCGUCCAGUUCGUCAACUUCACCUUCUUGCCUCUGCAGUACCGUCUGCUCUUUGCCAAUGUCAUCUCCAUUGGCUGGAACAGCUACCUGAGCUGGGUCAACAGCAAGGGCGGCAACAAGGACCACGAGUUGAUCGUCGCCGCGCCGGCCACCUAA
Trichoderma citrinoviride is the source of this 570-nucleotide messenger RNA. RefSeq lists its product as hypothetical. NCBI's taxonomy places the organism in Eukaryota, Fungi, Ascomycota, Sordariomycetes, Hypocreales, Hypocreaceae. Bases 1 to 570 code for a protein of 189 amino acids. Gene Ontology annotation, cellular component: cytoplasm; membrane; mitochondrion. The transcript is spliced from 3 exons. The record is from RefSeq and is a predicted model, not a curated record.